AUGGAUAAUGAUGGAUCCAAAUCCGUGACCAUUGGGGAUGACGUACUAGAGGGUUUUUGUGACCGCUUAGAAAGAAUUCACGAUAUGUUAUAUUCAAUUAAGAAUUGUAGUUCAUUGGAUGAGACGACUACUGAUAUAUCAGAAGGACUGUUAGUUCAAUUUUAUGAUGAUCUGGUGAAUUCUGCUCUAGUGAUUCCAGAUUUGGUUGAUGAGAGACGAUUGGGAAAGGAUGAUAUAUUACCGUUCAUGGGCUGGCUAUUAUUGAAAAAAAACACGCUUUACCAAUUCAUUAGCGACGUUCACUGUAUUGAGGUUGGUCUUGUCCAUUUAUUGGAUUUGCUGGAAGAUGAAUUUUCUAAUGAUGGUCAAGAUGGGGACAAAUAUAAUCGAUUUAGUCCAAUGUUUGAUGCCAUCGAAGAAUCUAUACAAAUAAAAAGCCAGUUAGAACCAUGGCUGACCAAUUUAAAGAAAUUAUUGGAUACUUCAUUAGAAUUUAAUGAAAUAUCGAAGGACCAUAUGAAUACAUUGCAUAAGAUCAUUAAUAUGAAUAUAUCACAUUGUCUUGAAAUUCAGGAAGAAAGAUUCGCUUCUCCAAUACGACAUACUCCAUCGUUUACUUUAGAACAAUUAGUCAAGCUAUUAGGCACUCAUACGGAGACCACUGAGCCAAAAGUGCCGAAUUUUUCUGCAGCAGAAGAUAUCUUAUCAAGGAAGUUCUUGAAGUUAAAGAGAAAUAUCCCGCCAAUUGAAAAAAGUUUGACAGAUAUUUUACCUCAAAGAAUUAUACAAUUUGGACACCGGAGUAUAACAAACAUUACUUUCUUGCAGACUAUUCUGCAAAAAAAGUAUGAACUUAUAAUGAAAGAUUAUAGGUUCAUGAACUCAGAAUUUAGGGAGUUGAAAACUGAACUAAUUGAUAAACGUUGGAAUAUUCUUUUUAUCAAUUUGAAUCAUGAGCUAUUGUAUAUCCUUGAUGAGGUUGAAAGGCUGCAGUCGAAAUUGCUGGCAACGAAGUAUACUAAAGAUAUUACUAUAAGGUUCGAGAGGCAAUUGGAAAAAAAAUCAAAGACGGUUUCGAAGACGUUCAAUAUCAUUUAUAGAGCUUUAGAGUUUUCACUUUUAGACGCAGGCGUCGCUUCAAAGACAAACGAGCUCGCUCAAAGAUGGUUGAAUAUAAAACCUGCAACGGAUAAAAUUCUAGUUAAAUCGUCUUCACUGAACAGAAUAGCCACGACUAAGAAAAAAAUUUCAAAGCCGACACCAUUAGGUUAUGAGCGACCGAAUAGUGAUAUUGAAUCUAUAACUCAUAGUUUCCAAGAGAGAGUUAUCAUAAAUGACGCUGAUCAUAGUAUGUCACCGGAGGUUUCAAAUACAACAGUGGCCCCCAAAGGUAGAAAACUCGGCAAGGCGUUACUACAAAAGAUGAAUAUCAAACCUGCAACAAGCCCAGAUUUAUCAAAUGCAAUCAACCCAUUUUUUGAUAUUGAAUCACCAAACAAAGGUAAGUUAGUGCUAACCAGUGUCCCUCCCUUACCCUACGACGAACCUGAUGACACUAAAAUGUGUGCCUUUCGUGAUGAUGAUAGUAGUUUCUCGGGCCACCUUGCUACUUCUCGAUAUGAAACAGUAGGGGUGGUUAAAGAUACUCUUCAUAUAGCAAAGAGCAAAUCGAUGCUUGACAUCGAAGAAGAUAAAUGGAAGCAUUACCAAUCCUUGCCUUCAAGAAUUCCUACAUACAAACCUACGAAAGAUAUCAAAGAAAGUGCACCGGUUGCAAAGGUCUUGCAGACUCCUCCAACAAAAAUUACUUAUAUUAGUAGUCACGUCUGGGUCCCUUCGACAAGAAGAAGAACUCAUUUGAGGCCGCCCACUCCACUGUCGCAACUACUUUCACCAGGGAACAGUCGUUCGAAGAGGACCCCGACAUAUUAA
Messenger RNA from Saccharomyces kudriavzevii IFO 1802, 1932 nucleotides. RefSeq names its product Kar9p (gene KAR9). Gene Ontology annotation, cellular component: mating projection tip; cell cortex; spindle pole body. NCBI's taxonomy places the organism in Eukaryota, Fungi, Ascomycota, Saccharomycetes, Saccharomycetales, Saccharomycetaceae. The record is from RefSeq and is a predicted model, not a curated record. Gene Ontology annotation, biological process: establishment of spindle localization; mitotic spindle orientation checkpoint signaling; nuclear migration along microtubule. Bases 1 to 1932 code for a protein of 643 amino acids. The transcript has a single exon.